This is a messenger RNA of Cordyceps militaris CM01, 1059 nucleotides long. Its product is annotated as alcohol dehydrogenase 1. The transcript has 2 exons. NCBI's taxonomy places the organism in Eukaryota, Fungi, Ascomycota, Sordariomycetes, Hypocreales, Cordycipitaceae. The record is from RefSeq and is a predicted model, not a curated record. Bases 1 to 1059 code for a protein of 352 amino acids. Gene Ontology annotation, molecular function: zinc ion binding; oxidoreductase activity.
AUGGCUCAAGUCCCAACUGAGCAAAUGGCCCAAGUCGUCGAGGCCAUCGGUGGACCUCUCGUGUAUAAGAAAAUCCCCGUCGCGCAGCCCGGACCGGACGAGGUGCUGGUGCAGAUCAAGUACAGCGGCGUGUGCCACACGGACCUGCACGCCAUGAUGGGCGACUGGCCGAUCCCGACCAAGAUGCCGCUCGUCGGCGGACACGAGGGCGCGGGCGUCGUCGUCGCCCGCGGCGCCCUCGUGCCGCCCGACCUCGCCCUCGGCGACCACGUCGGCGUCAAGUGGCUCAACGGCUCCUGUCUCGCCUGCACCUACUGCCAGGCCGCCGACGAGCCGCUCUGCAGCAACAACCCGACCCUGUCCGGGUACACGGUCGACGGCACCUUUCAGCAGUACUGCAUCGCCAAGGCCGCGCACGUCGCGCGCAUCCCGAAAGAGUGCGACCUCGAGGCUGUCGCCCCCAUCCUGUGCGCCGGCAUCACCGUCUACAAGGGCCUCAAGGAGUCGGGCGCCAAGGCCGGCCAGUCCGUCGUCGUCGCUGGCGCCGGCGGCGGCCUCGGCUCGCUCGCGUGCCAGUACGCCCGCGCCAUGGGCCUGCGCGUCAUCGGCGUCGACACCGGCGCCGACAAGCAGGCGCUCGUCCAGAGCUACGGGUGCGACUUUGUCGACUUUAUGACGUCCAAGGACCUCGUCGCCGACGUCAAGGCCCUGACCCCGGGCGGCCUCGGCGCGCACGCCGCCUUGCUCGUCGCCGUGGAGGAGAAGCCGUUUCAGCAGGCGACACAGUAUGUGCGCUCGCGUGGCGUCGUCGUCUGCAUCGGGCUGCCGGCCGACGCGCACUUCAAGGCGCCCGUCUUCGACACCGUGCUCCGCAUGAUCCAGAUCCGCGGCAGCUACGUCGGCAACCGCCUCGACUCGGCCGAGGCCAUUGAGUUUUUCCGCCUGGGCCUCAUCAAGGUGCCGUUCAAGACGGUCGGCCUGAGCGAGCUGCCGACCGUGUAUGACCUGAUGCGGGCCGGCAAGAUUACUGGCCGUUAUGUGCUGGACAUGAGCCGCUAG